CAGACUGGAGUUAGACGUGCAAUGCUUCUGUAAAUACUGAGACAUUCACUUGCAAUGCAGACCUGGCAGUUCUGAAGCUGGGAGCCCUUCCUCUGCCACCAGUGCCAGCCUCUGCCCUUCCCUGUAGGAUCCAGCAGGCAGGUCACACUCACUGACUCGCUCACCCAGGGCUUGUGUGGUUGCCUGGACAUCAGGGAGAUGGAGGAUUCCUGGCUCCGUGAGGUCACUGCCGCUGCUUGGCUUCGCCAUUUUCCUCAUUUCUCUCCACGUUCACCGGCUGGACUCAGAGCUCCUGGAAAAAAUCAUAGCCAGUGUGGUACAGGCUGUCCGACACCAUCUGUGAUUUGGGGGACAUGUCAUAAACAUAAGGAGAGUUUCAAGGUGAUUGGACCCGAUCACCCCAUCAGGGCCCUUGUGGGAGAAGACGCUCUGUUACCCUGUCACCUCUCCCCCAGGAUGAGCGCUGAGAGCAUGGAGGUGCGCUGGUUCCGAUCCACGAUCUCUGCAGUUGUCCAUCUCUAUCAGGAUGGGAGAGAUCAGGUUGGCCAACAGGUCGAACCGUAUCGAAGCAGGACGAAGUUACUGAAGGACGGUAUUGCUAAUGGGACUGUCUCCUUGAGGAUACACAAUAUCACUCCCUCUGAUGAAGGGACAUACGUCUGCCUCUUCCAAUCACCCACCUUUUACGAAGAAGCUGUGUUGGAACUGCAGGUGGCUGGUCUGGGUUCCACGCCUCACCUUUCUGUCGAUGGCUAUCAGGCUGGAGGGAUCCAUGUGGUGUGUGAAUCAGCUGGAUGGUAUCCGGAGCCCAAAUUGCUGUGGAGAGACCUCAGUGGGCAGCGACUAGCACCAGUGAGGGAGAAAAUAUCCCAGCAGGCUGACGGGCUGUUUGAUACUCACAUUGCUGCUAUUAUAACAGACACUUCGAACCAGAACCUGUCCUGCUCUGUCCUCAACCCCCGUCUCGGCCAAGAGAAAACAGUGAAGAUGCACAUAGCAGAUGUGUUCCUUCCAAGGACCUCUCCCUACCAGGUGGCUCUGUCAGUGACCCUGGCUGGUGUGGUUUUUUUCAUCCUCUUGGCCAGUUACUGCUUCUGGAAGCAGCACAGAGCAAAAGACACUCAGCAAGCUGAACUGAAGAAAAAGAUACAAAAUCUGCACUCUGAACUGGAGAAAGAGAGAGAUAUUCUGCGAGCUGAGCUGGAGAACGAGAGAGGCUGGAGUAAAGUCAGCAAAAAUGCAGCGAUGGUGAGUCUGGAUCCGGACACGGCGCAUCCCAGCCUCAUGGUCUCUGAGAAUCGGCGAUCUGUGAAAUGGAGGGGCCUGCAGCAGGAUGUGCCUGACAACCCCGAGAGAUUUGACAGUGAAACCUGCGUGCUGGGCUCGGAAGGAUUCACCUCAGAGAGACACUACUGGGAGGUAGAGGUUGGGGGCGGUAGGACCUGGGCUGUGGGGGUGGCCAGAGAAUCUGUCAGGAGGAAGGGCUGGAUUAGCUUUUCUCCUGAGGAGAGGAUCUGGGCUGUGGAUCAGUGUGGGAGCCAUUACCGGGCUCGCACCUCCCCAGAGACCCUCCUGCCCCUGACCAGGAGCCCCGGGAAGAUUGGAGUGUAUCUGGACUAUGAGCGGGGCGUGGUGUCAUUUUAUCAUCCUGGUAUAGAGGCCCCAAUCUACAUUUUCACCUCCUCUUUCACUGGGAAGCUCCACCCUUUCUUCUGGGUCUACUCCCCAAUCACGCUGUAUCCUUAAGAUAUGGCAUUGUGGGGAUAGCACCUCUCACUGGUCAAAGACGUUUUUUGUUCUGUUGUUUUUCCGAAAUAGACUAAUUUUUCAUUUUUAAAUAUUUUCCAUUAAUUUUUUAUUCUUUGCAAAACUUGGACUUUUCCAGAAUGAAUAUUUUCAGUUUUGAAAAUCCUACCAUUUGACUAAAGCUGAGGGCUCAAAAUUGGCAAAGCAGAAGAAAUUCUGAUAUUAUGGUGAUGAGUGUGGUGUAAGAAGCUACAUAGAAUAGAACAGAACCCAAUAAACAAUACAUCAUAGGACCCCUCCACCCAAAUAAAAGAUUUAAGUUGGAAAUUUUGUAAUAAUGCAAAAAAAAAAAAUCUCAAGAAAAUCCAAAUAUUUUCACAAAAAAAUCUCUUUUUGUAAAUGGACCAAAUUUCCUCAAGAUAUUUUUUGAAUGAAAACUUUUGUUCAGUUCUAAUUAACACCUGUAAUUGCACAUAAUCAAUGAAUGUUUCCUGAUUCUUAGUACUGUAAUUUAUCAACUGACCAUCAUUGAUGAGUGGAAGGGGUAAGAACAUGUGUCAAACCCUGUCCCAAAACAUCACAUUAUCCAAACUGGAUAAAAGGCUCCAAGAAAGCUGAUUCCUAACCAGUAA
Molecule: messenger RNA, 2378 nt
Organism: Dermochelys coriacea (leatherback sea turtle)
Lineage: Eukaryota; Metazoa; Chordata; Testudines; Dermochelyidae
Product: butyrophilin subfamily 3 member A3-like
Exons: 11
Coding region: 199-1746 (515 amino acids)
Biological process (GO): regulation of cytokine production; T cell receptor signaling pathway
Cellular component (GO): external side of plasma membrane
Molecular function (GO): signaling receptor binding
Source: RefSeq, a predicted model, not a curated record